Messenger RNA from Phoenix dactylifera (date palm), 5678 nucleotides. Lineage: Eukaryota; Viridiplantae; Streptophyta; Magnoliopsida; Arecales; Arecaceae. The record is from RefSeq and is a predicted model, not a curated record.
AUUCCGCGUCUCUCCCCCACGACGCACCAUGAGACCACCUCCUCCCGUCCCAAGAAAACCCUGCCGGCCCUUGUCCUGCUCCAGCGCCUUGUCCAGCUCCAGCUCCGCCGCACCGGGGCCACACCACCCCACUCAGCCGCCUGGCGCCGCUGCCUCCGCCGACGACGACAUCCCCCUCCUCCGCCGCAACCUCGCCCUCCUCCUCUCCCGCCCCUUCCUCGACGCCACCCUCUGCCGGGAGACCCUCGCCCGCCUCUCCCCUUGCCGCCUUGACAGCCUCCUCCUCGAUCUCCGUCCGGCGAUCAAGCCCCGCCCCGCCCUCCGCUUCUUCUCCUUCGCCUCCGACCGCUGCGGCUUCCGCUUCACUUCCCGAUCCUACUCCCUCCUCGUCCACGCGCUCCUUCGCUCCAACCUCGUCGCCGCCGCCCGCCUCCUCCUCAUCCGCCUCAUCGGCAGCGGCGCCGGCAGCAACCUACCCCUUCUCCUCGACGACCCCAGCCACCGGUUCGCCGAGGUCGUUCGCGCCGUCGCCGACACCAUUUCAGCGGAUGAGCCAUCCUCUGGUGCGCUUGAUACCCUGGUCCACGUUUGCUGCACCCAGUUCCGAUCCGACGUCCCGAAGCUCGCCGUCGUGGCAUUCAAGAUCCUUGUCGAGCGAGGGCUUUGCCCGUCUCUCAAGACCUGCAAUUUCCUUCUGGCCUCGUUAGCUAGGAGCAGUGAUUGCAAGAAUGCGUGCACGGUGUUUGAGGGAAUGCGACAGUUUGUUUUCCCAGACGCUUACUCGUAUACUCCUCUCAUUGACGUCCUCUGCAAGAACCACGAGGUCGAGAAGGCGAUCAAAUUGUUCUCGGAUAUGGAAAGCUCGGGAGUUUGUCCUACAGUCGUUACUUACAAUGUGCUGAUCGAUGGGCUCUGCAAGAAGAGGAUGUUGGAUGAGGCAUUUAGGUUCAAGGAGAAGAUGAUGAGGAGCUCGGUGAAUCCGAGCGUUAUCACAUUCAAUAUUCUCAUCAAUGGCUUGGUUAAAUCCAAUAGGUUUGGAGAUGUGGAGUGUAUCCUAAAGGAGAUGGAAGAGAUAGGUAUUGCGCCAAAUGAGUUUAUUUAUAAUACUCUUAUUGAUGGGCAUUGUAGGAUGGGGCAUUGUUCAGAGGCUUUGAGGUUAAAAAAUGAGAUGGUUGUGAAAGGAUUGCAGCCAAAUUCAGUUACUUAUAAUGUGCUUGUACAUGGCUUGUGCAUGGCAGGGGACAUGGAGCAGGCUGUGUAUCUCUUAGAUGAGAUGCUAUCAAAUGGAAUGGAAAUAAAUGUUGGGCUAUUUAAUUCAAUUAUUUUCUACCUUGUUACAAAUGAACUGAGAUUGGACUCUGCCGUGAGGUUCUUGAGGGAGAUGUUGUUGAGGAAUUUAAGACCAAAUGAUUCUCUAAUGACGUCGAUGGUUAAGGAGCUAUGUGAGAACGGGAAGCAUCGUGAGGCAAUUGAUAUUUGGUUAAAAAUGCUAGAGAAGGGUUUUGGUGUGAACACCAUGACUUCGAAUGCUUUGAUUCAUGGGCUAUGUGUGUCCGGAAACAUGAAAGAGGCAGUUGGGCUUCUUAGGGCAAUGCUUGAGAGGGGAUUGGCUUUGGAUAGGGUGACAUACAAUACUCUGAUUUCAGGAUGUUGUCAAGAAGGGAAAAUGGAUGAAGGGUUUAAGCUUUGGGAGGACAUGACUAAAAGAGGGUUUAAGCCUGAUAUUAUUACCUAUAAUACAUUAAUACACGGAUUAUGCAAUUUGAGUAGGAUGAAAGAGGCCAUUGGGCUUCUGGAUAAGCUUAAGAAUGAGGGUUUGGUUCCGGAUCUUUUCACAUUUAGUACAAUGGUAGAUGGUUAUUGCAAGGCUAAGGAAGUCCAUAAAGCCAAAGUCUAUUUGGACGAGUUGGUUAGUUGGGGUUUAGAACCAAACAGUGUCAUCUAUAAUUCACUUAUUGGUGGUUACUGUAGGGAUGGUAAAAUUUCAGAGGCUUUAAAUCUUCUUGAUGAAAUGAAAAAUAAAGGAAUCGCACCAACUUCUGUGACUUACUCCACCAUUAUGCAUGGUAUGUGCAAUGUUGGUUGUGUGGAAGAGGCUAAGAACAUGAUUUUGAAAAUGAAAGAGGAUGGUUUGGCAUUGAAUGUUGUAACCUAUACUACACUUAUUGGUGGGUAUUGUAGAAUAGGUCAAAUGGAUGAAGCAUGCAAAGUGCUCGAGGAAAUGAGUGCUAGUGGGUUAGCCCCGAAUAAGGUUACUUACACUGUCCUGAUGCGUGGGUACUGUGAAAUGGCAAACUAUGAUGCAGCAGCUAAACUUCUAGAUGAAAUGCUGGAUAAUGGUAUUGAUCCAGAUGCUGUCACUUAUAACACAUUAAUGUCUGGUUUCUCGAAGGAAGGUAGAAUGGAGAAGACUUUUAAGAUACCUGAUUGUAUGACUUGAAAAGGUGUGGUGUUGGAUGAGGUUUCUUAAACUACUUAACUAUUACUGGAUGCCAAAAGGAAGCUGCUUCCAUAUCCAAAGGAAGCAUUAUCAAGCAGGGAAUUGGGCCUUAGCAUGUCAAGCUCGCUUCAUGGGCAACCGAACCUGAACAACUACUUUCAAAAGAAAUUAUAUGCAUCUAAGGCAUGUGUUAACAUGCGGUGGAGAGUUUCCCUGGGACUGCAAUCCUAAGGCAAACUUGUGCUUAUAUUCACCAGCCAUGAGCACUGAGCACUAAUUCCAUUUUGGAGAUGGCACUCUUGAAGGUUGAGAUGGUUGGCAUUCAUGAAGGUAGAGAUGGUUGACAUUCAUAUCUGGCUGAUGAUCAUAGGCUGACGGGUUCUAAUCUUGCCAACUGUGCUUUUUGUAGUUUGUGGUUUUAUGUCACUACAUUAGACGGCAGCUUAUUGGAGAAACAUGCAAAGGUACUCAUUGCACAUACUAAAAAACAUAGCACAUAUUAGGAUAUCGUUCAAGCUUAGGAUUUCAAUUUUGAACUCAAAGGAACCAUCAGCCAAGCAUCAUCAUCAAUGUCAAAAUGAGUGGUGUGAUCACUCAGCAAGCAUUAAGAAAUGAUUAAGGGACAAGAUCAGAGAUGGUGUAUCUAAAGAAAAAAUGAUGCAGCUUAGCUUCUAUGCAGUUUGAUGUUCUUCUAUACCCACGUCUGUCUCCAAACCGAUUAAUAGCACCAAAGGUUUGCAUUCUUAUUUUGGCUCUCCAGGCUCAUUUUCUGGUCCUGAUGCCAGCAGAAUCUGGGAUCUUGGCCUCUAGCUGAACAUUUCCCCAAUGGCUAAAUUUGUGCCCACAGUAGAACAUAGUUUUUCUUGCCUUAAGCUAACAGAAAUAAUGUGGAUAGCUGACAAAAAAGCCUCGUUCAUUCGAAAGACUGUUUAAGUACCAGGUAGAGAUCCAGGUAAUCAAGUUGUAGAUCCUGGAGUGUGGUCUUCAGUGCAGUUCGGACUCUAUCAGGAGACAAAUCUGAGCACCUGCAUAGAACAGUCUGAGCUUCCUGUUUAAUUUUCUUUCUGAUGCUGUGAUAAUAAAGGUUGCCGAUAGAAAGCCACAAAAAAAUCCCUAUUAAAUCAAAAAAGAAAAUCCUAUAAAGAGAGCUUCAUAUCCAUGAAAAAGUAAAUUGUUGGCCAUGCUGUUCAGUCUGUUGCCACUUGGAUUAGCAGCCAUUUAUUUAAAACCAACGUAGAUAUCUAAACAUUAGGAAAAAAACAAACAGAGAAUCGCCUAAAAGUGAGUGAUUGGAUGAUUCCAUACCAUAUCUUGGAUGUGAUGAAUAGGUCUUUUCUAUCAAUCCCUGCUUGCAUAGCAGCUGCGAGGCCAUGUCCCACCUGAAAUUCCAGGUAGAUAGAUCUUGAGAAGAGCCCUGUUGUGGAUCCAAUCCUGGCAUGAAACAAAUUGAAAAGAAAAAAAAGUAAACCGGACUGUUACCUCUUCCUGAACUCCAUAUUCUGCCGCUGUAUCGACAUGUCUAUAUCCUGCCUGCAGUCGUCAACGGACACACGGCAUGAAUAUUUGCUGAUAUAUACAUAUGGGAGGUAAAACCAUUACCUUUUGCAAUGAGUUAAGGCCAUAAGCUUGAUUUAUUCCUGUUCAUGCUUUGCUUUUCUUUGUGCCUAUUGAGACAGUUUUUUUCAGUUCAUGUCCGGUCCAUUAACAGCUCAAAAGUGGGAAUAUUCGAAUGCAUGAUUGUUUAUUUUUCAUCUUGUUAUUCACGAACAAGUAGGGGUUCAAAAAAAACAUGUGAUAACACUUCAUCCUCCUGAACUAGUGGAACUUUUUCCCUUUUAAAAAAGAAACAAGAAAAGAAAAGAUCUCAAGGGGCUAUAUGGAUGCCCAACUAUCGCUUUUUUGAUGCAAAUAGAGGAAGGAACCCUUCCCCCAGCUUUCGUAAUGAAGGGGCCGACUAUCUCUUCCAUGCACCAACUGAUGUAUCCAAAACGAGGGCCGAGAAGAUUAGUUUGCAAAUGGGCCUAAAUUCCAAUUUGAUUCUGAAUCAUAGGGAGUGCAUGUUAAAAGAGCAAUAAACGAAUGCUUAUGUGAUACAGUAAGUAACCUCUAUAAAAUACUCUUAGCUUGGCUUUGGUCUUUUUUUUGUCUGAUACACCAAAAAUUCCACGGGGUGUGGAAGCGAGACAGAUGGGGAGAGAUGGAGAACCUCGGUGAUGGCCGUGAAGACAGCAUCAGAGGCCUUGGAACCAGACCUCCAGGUGCCGAGCCCCACCGAGGGAAUGGUGUGCCCGCUUAUCAGAUGGAAGCACCGGGGAUCCGCUUGGCCUUGCGCAGAUGGACAGCGCCGUAUGUAUGUACGCAGCUGAGAGUGGAGGGCUUUGGGAGAGUGACACCUAUGCUCAUGACAUGACACGUAGCUUUGAGCUCUCUUGACACAUUGCUAACUUUUUGGUGCAUCUUGCCACGACAGCAGCAAUCUAGAUGGACAUCACCUGACAUAGGGUUGUGAGAUAAAGGCUUAUUGCUCCUCACUACCGACUCAGCCGGUCAAGGGUGCAUCUCCAUCUGUGUUCAAGCCCAGGGAACGUAACAUUGGUCCGGUCGCAUGAUAAAGGCCUCAUCACUUGUAGGAUUCAGAAAAAAUUAGGACUGUGUACCUGGCACACUGAAGGCUUCGUCUGUGCAAUUUGGAGUAACUUGUCCAGCUUCUUGAGUGUGAAGUUGCAGACACCAAUAUCCCUAACAAGUCCAUCUUUCACCAGCUGUUCCAUUUCUCUCCACACUCCUUCCAUGUCGAAGUCUAGUACUUCUCCUGCUUCUGGUGGCUUAUGUGCUCCUCCUUUCAAGCGAAAGGGCCAGUGGAUCUGCUACAAUAAAGUACUGUUAGUUCUUGUGAGCCAUAUUUUAGAAUGAAAUACAGAGUUCACGUGCCAAACUUGCUUCUAAACCACAGUAAGAGGUACAGAGCAACACUUCCUGACCAUUAAAAGCCAUUCUUAUGGGUUAUUAUUUUUCUAUUCAUUCUUUUUUUUCUUUUUUUGAGUGAAUAUCUGCUCCUUAUUCUUGUCAUUAUCGAUCUCUAACAUAGUUUGUAACACUUAAAUCCAUGUUAUCUUACGUUUUAUGAUCACCAAGCUGUUACCUUGAGCAAGGUGUCUUCAAAUGUACUUGGCAAAAAUUCUAGAUUAUUUGUAGUUUAGCUGCUGGUAGGAAUUAAUGCAAAUGCAGCAGAUAGCCA